Messenger RNA from Fulvia fulva, 1107 nucleotides. RefSeq lists its product as uncharacterized. The transcript has a single exon. The coding region runs from base 1 to 1107 and encodes 368 amino acids. The record is from RefSeq and is a predicted model, not a curated record. NCBI's taxonomy places the organism in Eukaryota, Fungi, Ascomycota, Dothideomycetes, Mycosphaerellales, Mycosphaerellaceae.
AUGCGCCGGGUCACGAAGAAGUAUCUUGUCCUCGCCAAUGCUGGAACAUUUGCAUUUCUCCUCCUUGUCGUCCUGAUUCUCAACCUCUUGCCAGGACCGAGGAAUCGAACUUUUGGAUGGACGACGAUAAGGUAUCGAACCACCGCGAAGUCUCUGCCAGCGGCUCGAGGACGAUGUUCAGGAUUGGCGAAAUCGUCGAAGCCGGCGCUGGUGGUGGCGAGGGUGGUGGCUGAUGGAGAUGCUGCCUGGCUGGACGCGUUGUCUGGAAAGUAUCACGUCUGCAGCUAUGUCGCGGAUGCACCAAUCGACGAGACAUCUUGGGAGGGCCAGCUCCCUGCGAACCGCGGACAUGAAGCGAUGGCAUAUUUGACCUGGAUCAUCGACAACUACGACAAUAUUUCAGCGGCCGGAGCAGUGUUCGUUCAUGGAUCGAGGUGGGCAUGGCACAAUGAUGCGCCUGAGUACGACAAUGCGGCGCUACUCAUAGCUCUCAACGCCACAGCCGCUCUCGAGCCAUACGGGUACCACAAUCUACGUUGCGACUGGAGUGCAAGUACUUGUUCAUCGAAGGAGUCGCCGCCGCAGGGUAGCCUCGAGACCAUCUUCAAGGCGAAGCUGCAACCAUGGGAUGCCCGAGCAGUGUCUGAUGCAGCACUUCUCGGGACACUCAGAACACUGUUCGAUGACUAUGCUAUCGCCGGCGCCGCUUCACUUGCACGUUCCGACGCCAUCCGAUCACAGUGCUGCGCACAGUUCAUUGUCUCUCAAGAACGGCUAUGGCAGCAUACGCAAGCCGAAUAUACUGCUCUGCGACAAUGGCUACUGGACAGCGGCGAGCAUGCCGCUCCAGUCGAUGAUAAGAUCGCUGGUCGGAUCUUGUCCUACAUCUGGCAUAUACUGUUCAUGCAGGAUCCUGAUCGCACCAUCAAUCUGGAUCGAAUCAAUGCUCAAGCAUGCCCUACGGCGCAAGAGUGCUACUGUCGGCUGUAUGGAAGAUGCAAUCUGGAGACGUGUACGCGGCCUGGAAGAUGUCAUGGGCAGUAUGCUGUGCCGCCUGGGUAUCGAUUGCCGAAGGGAUGGGAGAGUAGUCACCAAGCACUUCUUUGA